AUGAAAAUGGACCGGCCCCCUUCGAUCGCAGGUUCGGAGGAACUGGUGACUCUGGUCGCUCGAAAUGGUCAGGUAUCAGACAGCACCCUUCGACGAGUCUCCGACAAAUCGAAUGAGGCUUUGAGCUCCUCGCCAACAUCAACGGAGGUUGACGUUCGACAAGCCAUCACUAGGCCUCCGAGUGCCAAACUUCCCUUGUCUGGUGACAUCCCAGAAGGACAACCCUCGCUGCGGCACCCAUUCCCUCACCUCUAUCACUCCUCCAGUACCUCGAGAUCCCCGUCCACGCGGACGUCUUCCAGCUCGUUACAGGCACUCAAUGAGGAUGUAGUGGUCGAUGCUCGGUCGGAUCACGGCGGCAUCGGGCGAACUCCCAUCGCCCGAAAAAUGGUGCACCUGAGUCAGUCGGAUAUGCCACCCGGCGAUUAUCCUGUCUAUCCUGACCAGUCAUACGCCGUGCUACAAUCCCAGGUUCAUCCCACGUAUCAACCUCCCUUUCUACGCACCCGCAGCUCAUAUCCAUCUCGGAUCGAGGCGGCUUCUCGAUUCCCUCCUGCACGUGCGGCGCGCACGGCGGGCAAUACACCCAUCUCUAGCCCCGGUCUUUUCUCGGUGCGCAGCCCUCGCUCAACUCCUCCGAUCGCCUCGGAUGACGAGGGUCGGAUAAGUAGCCCAUAUCUUCAUCCGACCCAUCUCCAACCACCCAAAGAGACCCAUACAGCGGAGGUAGACCGCGAUUUGAUCACCGGCAACAAGCUGAUUAAUCAAUACGAAAUCCUCGAGGAGCUCGGACGUGGAGAACAUGGAAAGGUCAAACUAGGUCGCCAUGUCACGACUCGACAAAAAGUCGCCAUUAAGAUCGUCCAGCGAUACUCUAAGCGUCGUCGCUUAGGAAAGCUGGGCAAUCCGGAGGAUAAGGUCAAGAAAGAAGUUGCCAUUCUGAAGAAAGCUCGACAUCCAAAUGUUGUCAGUCUGCUGGAAGUGAUCGACGACCCUAAUCGCCAAAAAGUAUACAUAGUUCUUGAGUAUGUGGAGAACGGUGAAAUUAUCUGGCGCAAGAGAGGUCUGCGGGAAAUCGUGCAUGUUGACAAGCGCCGAUUAGAGCGGGAAAAGGCUGGCAUUCCCGAGACCCCUUCGUUCAUGGAGGAAAGCCAGCAAUAUGUGAAAACCGCCCGACAUCUCCGUCGUCAACGCGAAAAGGCACGCGAACGACUCGAAGCGCAGGCCGCAUUUGCACAGGAGGCUCCUAUCCCAGCUUGGAGUCUAGAGCAUGGCGCGGAGUCCGACGAGGAGCAAGACGAAGAGCCUGGCAUGGCUCGCAUUCCGAGUCGAUCCCUGAUGUACCAUGAUGAAACCCAGUCUUCUCCGUGCCAUUCUUAUGCAUCGGGUCCCGAAGCAGCAUUGGCUGCAGUGGAAGGCAGCAUGUAUGGUGCCUAUGCGGAUUACUCUUUCGAUAGAAGAUUCAGCACGGCAUCUAGCAGCUUUGGCUACGCUCCCUCCGAGCCCGAGUGGCUCAGUGAUGAUGAUGAUAUGUCUUAUGUACCCUGUCUAACGUUUGCGGAGGCGCGUAACGCUUUCCGAGACUCGCUGUUGGGGUUGGAAUACUUGCACUUCCAAGGUAUCAUCCACCGCGAUAUCAAACCAGCGAAUCUGCUGGUUACCAGCAAUUACCGAGUCAAAAUCUCCGACUUCGGGGUAUCUUACCUUGGCCGGCCCAUCAGAGACGAGGAUGAGGAACAUAUCGAGGAGACAGACGCGACUGAAUUAGACGAUGCAAGGGAGCUGUCCAAAACCGUGGGGACACCCGCAUUUUAUGCACCGGAAUUGUGCUACACAGGUGAGGAUUUUGUAGACAGUCUCGGUAGCGCUCCCCGAAUUACUGGUGCUAUUGAUGUCUGGUCCCUUGGUGUCACCCUCUACGGCAUGAUCUUCGGACGUCUACCAUUUGUCUCAGAUGACGAGUAUAGUAUGUUUCAGACUAUUGUGAAGAAAGAGGUGUUUAUACCCCGAAAGCGCUUGAAGCCAGUCGAGGAUAAUCCUGAUGCCGCCAGCCAGUGGCCGCGCUUCGACGAAUACAGCAAGCGAAUGGAGGAUGAAUUGGUGUACGAAGACAUUGACGAUGAGCUCUAUGAUCUCCUGAAGCGGCUGUUGACCAAGGACCCAGUCAAGCGGAUCACGGUGAAGGAGAUCAAGCACCAUCCUUGGAUUCUCUACGGCCUUCCCAACCCCCGAGCUUGGGUCGAAGAGACCGACCCGGGAUAUCAGAGCAAGGGCAAGAAAAUCGAAGUGUCUAACGAGGAAGUCACCACGGCUGUCAGCAAAGUACCUCUUUUCCAGAGGGUACGAUCCAAUGUCGCGAAAUGGUCGAAUUUCCUGACUGGACGAUCGAAAGAGAAGGAUAGCCGCAAGCGCACUCCCAGCAACAACUCCGCUGACUCCGGCUCUGCCAAGUCUCUCUGGGAGGGGCGCCGUCACAGUCUUAGGGGCGAUGAAGAUUUCUCGCGUUCAAUCCGCCAUCUUCGAGAUGGCGAACACCCCCUUUCACGGAGUGUCACCGCAAGUCCUAUUGGCCGGGACGAGCAGACCUCUUACUUCAUUCAAUCCGGAUCCAACCCCUCACAUGAACGGAUUGUGCGCCCCGACCCCCCGGAGCGCGCGACCUCGACCUUGUCCACAGCCGAGUCUGCAAAGACUGUGAAGCCACACGACUCCAGGAAUUCACCAGUACCACAACGGACGGGCACGCCUGUACGCGUAGAACAUUCGGGUACUACGAACUUAAGUGGACUUUUUGGCGGCGCAAGCCGUCGGCUAGCACGUGGACUUCAGCCUCAGGAUUGGCGCUCUGAUCGGUCCGUUUCCGGCGAGACAGCGUCUUUGGAAAGUGACCGCCACUCGGAGCCCAGUUUGGCUAUUAGUGUUACUUCUGCGCUUGGCCACAUGCAACAUCCUGCCCUGCGUUCUAAUGAGGAUCUACUUUCGAUCCCUCAUGAGCAUGCACUGUCCUCAUCCCCAGGUCACCGUCGCAAUCGCUCCCAUCAGCUUCCAGGUAAACACGCCGAACCCUUCCAUCUCACUCGAGAAGCCUUGCUACGGAAGAGGCGGAGCGGGAUGGAGUCGACAUUUGACAUGGACCAUGUGCCGACCCGUGGCUCCCAUGGACCAGACCACGAUACGCUCAUUCCACCGUAUGAUGUUUACGCGCAGGCUACCGGUCCCUCUGUUGAACACUUCAUCUCCGGCGAGUCCUGCUUAACAACCUCACCGCCCUCGGCUGCUACUAUCUCUUCGUCCUCGGUGGACGAAUAUACUAGCGGAAUGUCUCAGCGAACCUCUCAUGCGAGCAUCCCGUCCGUGGUGUCAGGGGCAUCUUCUAUCUCGGGGGAGGGCGGUACCCGAGACAGGGAUUGUGAUUCUACAGCUAAAGUACCCUCAAUUCUCCGUACCGACGACACUGUGAAAGCCCCGCCUCUCAGCCUCUCACGCUCAACCGAGGAUGAUGAAUCUCGGUAUUAUUGCGAUGAUGAGGAAGAGUCUGAAGGGGACUCAGAAGAUGAAGGCCUCGUGAUCGGCAAGAAGAGGACCACCCCCCAGAAGCCUAUCAUUCGGUCGGGACUCCCAAAGUCCUAGUCCACGGUGCGUUUCUCGAUGGCGCCUUUCCCAGGUACCUGGCACGGACAUCUCGUUCCUUGUCUGUUUACUAUCUUUGAUGUCGUCGUCUCAUACAUCGAUAAUGAGUCUCGGGGGGCUCCUUCCUUCACCGAACAUCUCGCCGCUUCUAGUCGACAGGGG
Aspergillus fijiensis CBS 313.89 is the source of this 3792-nucleotide messenger RNA. Its product is annotated as putative serine/threonine protein kinase. Gene Ontology annotation, biological process: protein phosphorylation. The record is from RefSeq and is a predicted model, not a curated record. Gene Ontology annotation, molecular function: protein kinase activity; ATP binding. The transcript has 2 exons. The coding region runs from base 1 to 3630 and encodes 1209 amino acids. NCBI's taxonomy places the organism in Eukaryota, Fungi, Ascomycota, Eurotiomycetes, Eurotiales, Aspergillaceae.